Molecule: messenger RNA, 1809 nt
Organism: Brachypodium distachyon (stiff brome)
Lineage: Eukaryota; Viridiplantae; Streptophyta; Magnoliopsida; Poales; Poaceae
Product: WD repeat-containing protein 76
Exons: 4
Coding region: 184-1557 (457 amino acids)
Biological process (GO): regulation of DNA damage checkpoint
Cellular component (GO): nucleus
Molecular function (GO): DNA binding; protein binding
Source: RefSeq, a predicted model, not a curated record
CGUCUUGCUUCACUGAUCCGUUGACUCCGUCACUCCGUCUUCUCCCGCCACCCUUGCCCUCUCGUCGCAACUCUUCCCGCCAUUCCCCUUUACCCUUACCGCCGCCAAAUUUCCCCAAACCGCCUUCUCGUCCUUGCCCCAGUUUCCACAUCCAUUGAGGGACCAGGCGACAACCUCUCGCCAAUGGCGUCGCCGCCGGCCGCCGGGCUCACUGCCUACGAGCGCCUCCGCGAGGAGAACAUCCGCCGCAACGGCGUCAUCCUCGCCUCCCUCCGCCGCAAGGCCGGCGAGCUCUCGGCCGCCAUCCAGUCCUCCUCCGCCGCCAAACGCGCCAGUAAUCAACCCCGCAAGAAGCCCAAGACCCCGGCGAACCCCUCCGAACGCCGCCGCUCCCUCCGGCUCUGCCAACUCCCUCCCACCCACUCUCCGGACGCGGAGCCCAAGCCCGAGCCCCCUCCGGAGCCGCGCAGCACCAGCAUCUCGUCCGCGCUCGCCUCCUCUAUCCUCGAGGCCGUCCCGCUUUCAGCACCGGCUGCCAAGGUCCGCGCGGACGAUUUCGACGCCGGGAGGGUGCUCGUGCUGAGGCCGGAGGACGUGAGGAGGGUCGUGCGCGACAGGAUACUGGGGGUUCUGGUCCUGCCGCUGGUCGACAGGACGGUAGUGGUGGCCGGGAACAAGUUGGGGAAUAUUGGGAUCUGGGACGCGGAUGGCUUGGUGGAGGAGGAUGAGGCUGGCGACGGUGCAGAUGGGGUGUUCGAGUAUUUGCCCCACAGGGGGCCUGUUGCAGCAAUUGCGGCACAUCCGACCACGCCACAGAAGGUUUACAGCUGUAGCUAUGAGGGUGAAAUUUGUCUUAUGGACCUUGAGAAGGAGAACUUUAAUAUGAUCCAGUUAUGCGACUAUCCUGUUUAUUCGCUUUCUCAAGCACCAGAUAAUGCUAACUGCCUAUAUUUUGGUGAUGGACAUGGUGAACUGAAACUUUACGAUGAGCGGGCAGGUAAGGUAUCAAGCGCAUGGGAAUCACACGAGCAGACAAUCAACUCAAUAGAUUUUCAUCCAGAGAAAAAACAUAUGCUUGCCACAAGUUCAACAGAUCGAACAGCACGUAUAUGGGAUCUGAGAAGACUGAAAAAGAAAAAAGAAGAGAGCUUGAAAGUUUUCAAACAUAGUAGAUCUGUUCAGUCAGCUUAUUUCUCACCUGGUGGCCACAUGGUAGCGACAACAAGCCUUGAAGAUACUGUCCGAAUCUUUGGCGGGGAUGACUUUGGUAAUUCGCACAGUAUCAAGCAUAAUAACCAGACAGGCAGAUGGCUUUCUACAUUCAAGGCAAUCUGGGGCUGGAAUGACACUAGCCUAUUUAUCGGAAACAUGAAAAGGGCAAUAGAUGUUAUCUCAGUUGAUGCCAGUGACAGUAGCCUCUUAGCUUCAAACAGCGCCCUUCUUGAGAGCGAACACAUGACAGCCAUUCCAUGCCGGUUUUCUCUACAUCCAUAUAAAGUUGGACAUCUUGCUUGUGCAAGCUCCGGAGGCAAGGUGUUCCUUUGGACAAGAGCCUGAAUCAACAAGAUCUCCGAUAAGCCGACUUUUGUUGCGGGUUCUGUUAGAAGUCAUUCUGGGAGUCUCUUCUAGGAACAUAUAUUCACUUAGAUAGUUGUGACUCCUAGUGCAUGUUUAAUAUCCCUCCGAAGAAAUUUAUAAUAUUUAGCAUAGUGGUACCCCUCUUGUUUUAGAUGUUUUAGCCAGUGGAAAAGUUGUAUAUUUGUUGGAAAAAUGCUGGGUAAUUGGAAACUUUUUCUCUCUCGGUGAGUA